This is a messenger RNA of Corythoichthys intestinalis (scribbled pipefish), 3597 nucleotides long. RefSeq names its product cyclic nucleotide-gated cation channel beta-3-like. Gene Ontology annotation, cellular component: plasma membrane; intracellular cyclic nucleotide activated cation channel complex; photoreceptor outer segment. Lineage: Eukaryota; Metazoa; Chordata; Actinopteri; Syngnathiformes; Syngnathidae. Gene Ontology annotation, biological process: retina homeostasis; monoatomic cation transmembrane transport. Gene Ontology annotation, molecular function: intracellularly cGMP-activated cation channel activity; cGMP binding; intracellularly cAMP-activated cation channel activity. The record is from RefSeq and is a predicted model, not a curated record. The transcript is spliced from 30 exons. Bases 478 to 3330 code for a protein of 950 amino acids.
AUUUGUACCGGAAAGAGAAGCUACGAUGUCGCAUUUUAGGAAAUGAGCUGAGCCUUUACUUUGCUCAUGAAAAGCAGACGCUUCCGGUGUUAGCACGAGUGUGCUAACACGAGCUGUGUUUUUCUCUUACCUGAACGAAGGUGGUCUUUCCGGAUCCGGCCAUGCCGAGCACGAGUAGACACACAGCUUUCUGGUCGUCACAUUUCACCUCCUCCUUGCUUUUCGCCUCCAUUACGUCGGCGAUGCGUUCCCUAGUGUCCGCCAUCCCUCGGCGUGUGCCAAGUUAAAAGGCGGCCCAGUGUCGAAAACUGCCUGCUGCUCUUGCCCGCAUGGAUAUUCCGCUGUGCGCAUGCGCAACGGCCGGGCGUCUUUGAUGGCGAAAAGAUGGCGGCGUUAGUACUAGCGGCCAUCUUUAAGCAGUGGACGUCUUAGGCGGGCUGGUUCUGAUGAAGCCAACCUUAGUAAGUCUAGGUCGCGAUGAGCUGGCUCCUGAAAAUGCUUCCCCGGCCCCCUGAGACCCAACCGGGGGACCCUCAACAGGACCAGUCCAAAUGGGAAGAGGCGGCGACGACGAGCAGGGAGCGCCCGGUGCUUCGUGCGCCUGUUAUCAGUGUGGAGAGCGGUGCCAAGGAAGAGGCGACGCCCCACACCGAGCGUCAGGACGCAGCCGUGCCGGCUGUUGUUACGGGUUGGCUCGUCGACAGCCUCUGGCGCUUGUUGCCACGGCCGAAGCAGGAAGCGGACAGCAGUGCGCCGGAGUCCAUCCAGGGGAAGAGCGAGCUGCGGUCGGAUGCAAAGCGCCCCACUGAGAAAGAGCAGAAGGACCAGGUGGCGGACGAGCGUUGGCUUCCUCCGAUGGAGAUGAAGGAGGUCGAGAAGGACGCCAGCCAGGCGCUUCUGGCUCACGUGGAGGGAAGACUGCGACGAGAGCGCCUGGAAGCUGCCCGUGCGGCUGAAGACGCUGCCAGAAGGGCGGCGCGGGAAGCCAUCCGACAGUUGGAGGCAGAACACUCGGCCGCCGACACCCGAUGUCUGGCCGACGAGUCCCACGAGCAACUUCCUAACAUCCUGGAAGAGGAAAACGAGGACCAGUCCGACAGGCCCUCGCCUGAAGGUGGGGCUGAGGCACAGGCAACCGACACGCUUGGCGAGAUGACGGUUCAAAGAGGAGCAGAGGUUGCAGAAGAAGGCGCAGAACCGGAAGCUGAAAAGGUUGCGGCCGUCCCCAAGACGACGGCGACACCGGGCUGCGCCUCUACGCUGACUGUCGGUGAUACCGCUCUGUCAAAACUCAGCGGAAGCGCCGGUCUCUCAGAAGAUGAGGAGGAAGAUGACAGGUCGACGAGAGAACGGCUCGCAGCGCCGUCCGGUCUGGGAGACACACUGAUCACAGACGGCCGUCCGGCGUCGGCAGCUAGCGUCGGCAGCGUGGUGAUCCAAGACCGCCUCAGCCAGCUCGUCCGGCUCUUCAAAGGUCGGACGGAACGUCACAAAGACCGUCUGAUCGACCCGGACGAGUCGGAGCAAGAAAGUCCCCCCUCCUCUCCUAACAAAGCUCUGCUGCCUCCGGCUGCAGAAGAAAAGACGGAUGCUCCCGCUAGUGGAAAGAAAGAAACAGAAGAAGAGGCGUCCUUACACUUUCAACUUCUGGGAUAUGAUAUUCAAAUUCCUAAACUUCCCAACAUGCCCAAAUGGCUCCGAGUCAUUGGGGACUUCCGCUUCCCCUCCAGCAUGGACCCAUUCACUGACCCACUCUACGUGCUGUGGCUGUUCCUGGUGGUGGCGGCAUGGAACUGGAAUGUUUGGCUGAUCCCCGUCCGCUGGGCCUUUCCCUACCAGACCCCGGAGAACCGCCACUUGUGGCUCCUGGCCGACUACACCUGCGACCUCAUCUACAUUGCAGACAUUCUGGUCUUCCAGCCCCGCCUGCAGUUUGUCCGUGGGGGAGACAUCGUGUGUGAGACAAAAGCCAUGAGAGAAAACUACAUGAGCACCGAGAGGUUCAAGAUGGAUGUAGCCAGUCUGUUUCCUUUGGAGAUCUUUUACUACUGGACUGGGGUCAACUCUCUGCUACGAUUCCCUCGUCUGCUCAAGUACCAUGUUUUCUUCGAGUUCAACGACAGAAUGGAGGCGGUGAUGAAGAAGGCCUAUAUCUACAGGGUGAUCCGGACCUCCACCUACCUACUUUACUCGUUGCACAUCAACGCGUGCCUCUUCUAUUGGGGCUCCGACUACCAAGGCCUGGGCUCCACCAAGUGGGUCUACGACGGCAAAGGCAACGCCUACGUGCGCUGCUACUACUUCGCGGUGAAGACGCUGAUCACCAUCGGCGGCCUUCCGGACCCGACCACUGUCUUUGAGAUCUGCUUCCAGCUCCUCAACUAUUUUGUGGGCGUCUUUGCAUUCUCCAUCAUGAUCGGACAAAUGAGGGACGUGGUGGGGGCGGCUACGGCGGGGGAGAACUACUACCGCGCAUGCAUGGACGCCACCUCCAAGUACAUGAACUUGUACAACAUCCCCAAGCCCGUGCAGAACCGCAUCAAGACAUGGUACGACUACACAUGGAAGAGCCAAGGCAUGCUGGACGAGCAGGAGUUGCUGGUGCAGCUUCCCGCCAAGAUGAGACUGGACAUGGCCGUGGACGUCAACUAUGCCAUCGUGAGCAAGGUGGCGCUCUUCCAGGGCUGUGAUCGUCAGAUGGUCUUCGACAUGCUGACCAGACUCAAAUCAGUCGUCUACCUGCCGGGAGACUUUGUCUGCAAGAAGGGUGAGAUCGGCAGGGAGAUGUACAUCAUCAAGCAGGGCGAAGUGCAAGUAGUGGGCGGUCCGGACCUUCAGACUGUUUUCGUAACCAUUAGGGCCGGUUCCGUCUUUGGCGAGAUAAGUUUGUUGGCAGGUGGCGGAGGGAACCGGCGCACAGCCAAUGUGAAGGCGCAUGGUUUCGCCAACCUGUUUAUCCUGGACAAGAAGGACCUGGCAGACAUCCUGCUCCAUUAUCCCGAGUCCCAGAAACUUCUGCGCAAGAAGGCCAAGAGCAUGCUGUCCAAGGACCAGAAGCCGGAGGAAAAGGGAGGCGGCGAAGCCGGCGGGCGGGUGAUUCCGGUCCGACCCGACACACCAAAAAUGUUCAAAGCAGCGCUGAAGGUGACCACUCAGGCGGGAAUGGCCGGGACCUUUGCCAAACUUAGCCAGAGCUACGGACAGCCUGGCCAACAGGCUCCGCCCUCUCCUCAAGCAGCAGGUGGCCAGCCCUUCGUCACCGUCACCACGCCCAAGGAAGAGGGGGAGCUCGGCUCGGUGGAUGGCGCAAAGGAAAAGAUGGAUGCCUAGUAAAAGGCUUAAAAAAAGAAUCAGCCAUUGAAUUAAGACUAUCACUCGCGGAUUGUUUUUAAUCAGACACCCACCGCCAGCUUUGAGACUAGAGUGGAAAGUAAUUUCUCAUGUUACUGCAACUAAGUAGAUUUGUUUUUACUUGCCAUUUUAAGAUUUUUUUUUUUUAAUGAGUCAUUUUAGUUGUAUUUGUUCCCUUUGCGGAUUGUACCUUUUUAAAUCUGAAAUAUCUGCAAUGACAAUAAACGGCUACUGUAAAUUUUAUUG